GUAAAAUGACCAUAUCCUUGAUACCUCUGGUGCUGUGUUCUAUUUUUCUGACUACAUGCUUCAGUGAUAAUAGAGUUUCUGUUACUUUGGUUCCGAAAUGGAGAAAUACACCCCUGUUAUCCGAAGCCAGUGAAUACGUUGCUCGGGAAUCAAAUUCUGCAUUCUGGCAAUUUUUAGAUUUUAUAUCAAAUGACUUAGACUUCAUGAAAACAAAUCUAAUGUCUCCUACAGAUGAUUACUUGUUGAUAUCUAACAACAGACUAUUGGAGAAACGAGUUAAAGAGCUUGCUAUUCAGGCUAUCGGUGCUAGUAAUUUAAAAAAUAGCUCUUUAGAAAUGCAUAAUCGACUGUUUACUUUGUCCAUCUCAUCGAGAAUGUUUUCACCCACAGUUGAAAUGUCGCAUCAACUUGCUCUGACUGAUGCAAGUUAUUUGUUAAAUUGUUCACGUGAGAGUGUUUUAGAGGAAUUAGCAAGUCGAAGCUCUGGAGUAGCUUGGGUUCUUGUCGGGUCCAGCGCUAUUUUUUCCAUUGACAAACUCAAGGAAUCUAUUGAAAAAGCUGGAGACCUUAAUUCACAACCAACUUUGUUUCCACUCGAGAAAGUGUAUUCAUCACCAAAAUACACUUCAAACAACAUUCCUACAGUGAUUCUCUAUGGAGAUUUAAGUCAUCACCAAUUCUAUUCAUGGCAUAAAACUUUAAAAGCAUUGUCAGAUGAUGGUUUGUGUAAUUAUGCAUUCAGACAUUAUUUUCAGAAUCGAAAUUUGGGUGAAACAAGGUUAAAUGGUUAUGGUGUAGAGCUUGCAUUGAAAAGCACUGAAUACAAGGCUAUGGAUGAUACGAAAUCAGAAGAGGCGGACAAUGUAUCAUCAAAAGAAACAGAUAAAAUUAUCGACAUACCAAUUGUUGCAGGAUUUAAUUUUACACAAUUGCAUACUAUUCAUCCUGAAUUAACAAAAGAACUUAAUGAAUUUCAUAGUCAUCUACUUGCUACAGAUGAUGAAUUACGUCCAUUGAAAGCUUGGCAAUUUCGUGAUUUAAGUUUACAAGCUUGUCAAACAGUGAUGGAUGCAUUUGCAUCAAAUAUGAAUCAUGAAAGUUUUAUUGGAUCGUAUAUUAAUUCAGGUUUAUGGAAUUUACGUGAUAUUAGUCAAAAUUUACCGGCACGAGCAAGCCGUCUUGUCAAUGUAAAUGUUAGUUCAAGCCUUCGUACAGAGUCAAAUAAAAAUCAACAUAUUCUAUCUGGAACAUAUGGUAUACAACCUGGUCAAAGUUUACUUCUUUUAAAUGGUAUUUUACUUUCACCAUCUGUUGAUCUAUUUGCUUUGUUGGAUGUAAUACGUCAAGAGUUCAAGAUGAUGACUCAACUACAUGAUUUAGGCAUACCAGGUCCAAAUAUUUCACAACUAAUCAUUGAUUAUGGUUCAUCAAGUGGUUCUGCUUCCACAUCGAAUGAUCCAAGUAUACCAGGUGCAAGACAUAGUUUAUCGAAUCAAUUUGUACUGGAUUUAUCCAAUGCACCCAUUAAUUAUAUCAAUAAUCUAGAAACUGAUUCAGCUUAUGCUUAUUGGCCAUCUUCGCUGCAUACAUUGUUCAAUUUUGAUUUUUCUGGUGGUCUACGUAGAAUACGUAAAAAUUUAUAUAAUGUUAUCUUAAUCAUUGAUCCAGUUUCAAUGGAAAGUCGUGAAAUGUUAAAAUUAACUGAAUCUUUUCUUUUGCAUAUGACAGCAAUACGUUUCGGUAUUAUUUGGGCAGUAAAUCCAAAAGUGAAUUCAACUAGUCUCAUAUUAACUCGUAUCUUCUCGUAUAUAUCAUCUAGUAUUAUUAAUUCACGUGAAUCACCAUUUCCUGUACAAAUUGAUGGUUUAGGCUCACCUGGUCCAAUGGCUGCAUUAUCAUUUUUAACUGAAAUUUAUGCGAAUGCUGAAAAAUCUAAUCAAAAUGAAUUAAGUAUGGAUUUAAUUAAACGUAAAUUUGAGAAAUUAUUUCCAUCAGCUGAUUCUGAUGAUAUAUUUACACCGUUACCGGGUAAUAGUGAUUAUGAUAAUGAAGUUACUUCUCAUCAUGAAUUUCUUAUUCGAUCUGGACUUCAAUCAAUCAAGAAAAUUCCAUUGUUACUUUUCAAUGGAAUUAUAUUAGAUAAUGAAGGGAUUAGAAAAAUUGGUGGUUUUGAAGAUACGGUGGUUACUUUGUGCAUGGAAGAAUUAAUGCGUGUACAGACAGCUGUGUUUCAAGGUCAAAUGAGCAAUUCUCAAACAAUAUUUGAUUUAUAUCAAAAGACUGCAACUAUUGUUCCACGAUUUAAUACACGAUUAUUAAAUAAAAAGAAAGAUAACGCGAAUCAAGGCGGAUCUGCUACAUCACCGAAAUAUAUCAAUUUCAAUGGAUAUUCUAUGUCAAAGAGCAUGUUGGAUGAAAAUGUACCACCACUUCCACAAUUGUUAGAAUCAUUCAUGAAUCAGAUGCGCUACUUUCAAAAAGGAGAUUUAGAAGCAUCAAUUCGACCAAUUACAAUGUGGAUAGUUAUUGGUGAUUUAGAUGAAAUUGUCAAUUCAUCAAAUUUACCCGAAACAGAUCGUCUUCAACUUGAAAUGGAUUUCAAUUUAGCCUUGAAUGCAAUAACAUUUCUACGUGGUAGUCAGUCGACAAAAGGUUUACGUAUCGGUUUUAUCUAUAAUCCAUUAUUGACCAAAUUAACUAAGAGCACAGAUAAAGCAGCAACCACAACACCAUCAUCGCCAUCAUCAUCAACAACUGAUCGUUGGUUAACACGUGUACUUUAUCUGGUCGGUCAUCCAUUGAACACAUCCUCAUCUGAUCAAUUGAAUAAUGAAUUAGUGGCUAAACGAAAAUAUACUGAACAAAUGCCAGCACGUAAUUUUGCUUUACGUCUAUUCAAAGAAAUGUUAGAAUCGAUGAAAACUUCUAAACCAAUUAAAUCAUUAGAAGAACUUUUAGUUUCAGGCAUGGAUUUCAAACAAAUACAUGAUGCGAUCCAGUUAAUUGAUCGAAAUGAUUUUAUGCAAAUGCAUUCAACAAUUGCUCGUCAUAUUAUUGGUUUGAAACCGGGUGAACGGGCGGUUGUGGUGAAUGGUAAAAUAGUCGGCCCAUUUGAACCAUUUGAAGAAUUUACCUCGGAUGAUUUUCGUCUAGCAGAACGUUUAGCAUUGAAAAAUGGUGCUAAAGAGCUUGGCGAUAAAUUAGACAACAUUUUGGACAAAACAGUCGGUGGUCCUGACACCAUCUCAGAACUUACUUGGCGAUUAUCUUCAGUUCUUCAAUCCGGUAUUGAAGCUACCAGUUCAGUGAUAUCUGAAACGUCUUCCGUAGAUGGUAUUUCUGAUAAAAGUCAAAAUGGACAUAGAAUAAAUCUUCAAGAUGUAUCAUAUAAUCAUUCAGGUUUUAUUAUUCACGGGAAUAAAGAGAAACCAAAUUUUGAACUGGUUGCUAUUAUGGAUCCAGCUUCACGUGAUGCACAACGCUUGUCUCAUAUAUUGAUUGUAUUACAACAUUCUUUACCAUGUACAAUAAAAGUGUUAUUCAAUCCAUCACCGUCAUUAUCUGAAUUACCGGUGAAAAGUUUUUAUCGAUUCGUUUGGGAACCAUCAUUAUUUCCAGAAAAUGAAUCUCUACCAAAUCCGUCUGUUAUUGUACCACGUGCUUAUUUCACUCAUUUACCUGGUCAAUCUUUGCUUACUCUGGGUAUGGAUGAACCACAUGGUUGGAUGGUUGCUGCUAUUAAAGCUGAACAAGAUUUAGACAAUCUCCGUCUGAUUGAUUAUCGUUCUACACAACAUUUAGUAGAAGCUGUUUUUGAAUUAGAAUAUCUUUUACUUGAAGGUCAUUGUGUUGAAGAGGCCAGUAUGAAGCCACCACGUGGAUUACAAUUCACUGUUGGUCCUACACCAACUACUAUAACAUAUGAUACAAUUGUUAUGGCUAAUUUGGGUUAUUUUCAACUUAAAGCUAAUCCUGGUGCUUGGCAUUUAAAUAUUCGAGCAGGCAAAUCACAAAGACUUUAUGAAAUAUCAGGUCAAGAGCAUACAGAUACACCUAUUCAUUCUAAAGAAAUUAUCACGUUGUUAAGUAAUUUCCGUUCAAAAAUUAUUGAAGUCUAUGUGAAUAAACGUGCAGAAUACGCUAAUGAAAAUAUGUUAGAUGAUGAUAAUCAAAAUAGUAAUGACGAUUCCGAUGGUUGGUUAAAUAAACAUUCUGAAGUUUGGUCUACUUUGUCAAAUUAUGCCGAUGAAUAUUGUCCUUCAUGGUUAAGUGGUUUAAAACAUUCACUUCAAUCCCAUUUACCUUGGCAUAAAUGUAGUUCAAAUCAAGUGACGAUCAAUAUUUUCUCAGUUGCUUCUGGUCAUUUAUAUGAACGAUUACUAAGAAUUAUGAUGUUAACUGUAUUACGACAUACAAAUUCACCAGUGAAAUUUUGGUUUUUAAAAAAUUAUCUCUCACCAACAUUUAAAGAUUUUAUACCGUAUAUGGCAAAAGAAUAUGGUUUUGAAUAUGAAUUUGUUCAAUAUAAAUGGCCACGUUGGUUACAUGCACAAACAGAGAAACAACGUAUAAUAUGGGGUUAUAAAAUUCUAUUCCUUGAUGUAUUAUUCCCAUUGAAUGUGACCAAAAUUAUAUUUGUUGAUGCUGAUCAAAUUGUUCGAGCUGAUCUCAAAGAAUUAGUCGAUCUAGAUUUAGGCGGUGCACCUUACGGUUAUACACCAUUUUGUGAUUCCCGCAAAGAAAUGGAUGGUUUUCGAUUUUGGAAACAAGGUUAUUGGGCAAAUCAUUUAUCUGGUCGACCAUAUCAUAUUUCAGCAUUGUAUGUUGUGGAUUUGACAAGAUUUCGUCGUUUAGCCGCUGGUGAUCGACUACGUGGUCAAUAUCAUGGUCUAAGUCAAGAUCCAAAUAGUCUGUCGAAUUUAGAUCAAGAUUUACCAAAUAAUAUGAUUCAUCAGGUUCCAAUUAAAUCAUUACCACAAGAAUGGUUAUGGUGUGAAACAUGGUGUUCAGAUGAAAGUUUGGCUAAGGCGAAAACUAUUGAUCUAUGCAAUAAUCCACGUACUAAAGAACCGAAAUUAACUGCAGCAAUGCGUAUUGCUCCUGAAUGGAUUGAUUAUGAUCGUGAAAUUAAAAAAUUAUGGAAACGUACUUAUCCGUCUAGUACUACUACUGAAGGCAGUAGUAGUAGUAGUAGCGAUAGUAUUAAAACGUCUGCUCCUGAGUUUUCUACUGCUUCAACCAUAUCCGAGCCUCCGCCUUCUGAAGAAAGUUCAGUGGACACCUCAAAAAUUGAUGAUCAUACAGUGAAAACGGAAUUGUAGGUCUGCUGUGAAUAAUUUUUUCCUUACACCAGAUUCAAUAUUUCUGAUAACAAGCGGCGAUGAAUUCUUUUCUUUUUUUUUUUCACUCAUUGAUCAUGAUGUAUAAAUUAAAUGUUCAUUUGUAUUUGGCUGUGUGAAUGAAUGCUGUAUUCUUUUUUUUUUUGCGUUCUAUCAAUGAAUGGAACUACUUUUUUUAUUUUUUUUUUCUUCCCUAACUAAAAUCCAUUCUGUUUGGCACCAUUGAUUGUAUUACAUAUCGUUUUUUUCAAGAGAUUCGUCGUCUUUAAUUGUUGCCGGUUCUUGUUCAUUCCUUAUUGUCUUUACUUAUUUUUUGUUGUCUUUUGAAAUUCCUUUUUCAUCUGUUUUUCUUCCUCUUCAACCAAACAAACGAACAAAAGUUUUCGAUCACAAUGAAAAAAAAAGUACACCUCUUUCUUUGUAUUGUAUUAUGUAUAGUCUGUAAUAAGUUUUUAAUGCAUAUAUAUAUAUAUAGAUAUAUAUAAGUAUUACAUUGUUUUAUAUUGUACCUCCCUGUAUUCUGUUUGACUUGAUUGGUUUGUUUGUUUGUUUAAAGUAGUAACCGUUGAAAAUGUAAACAAAUUUUUUUUUUAAAUUUUAUAUUAUAUCAUUAUGAAAGAUUCACCAUGUCCAUCAUAUAUUCCAAUUGGGAAUGAUUAUCAUAAUGUAUGUAAAAUGAGUCAGUGUAUAAUGUGUUU
This is a messenger RNA of Schistosoma turkestanicum, 6037 nucleotides long. Lineage: Eukaryota; Metazoa; Platyhelminthes; Trematoda; Strigeidida; Schistosomatidae. The record is from the annotation of a GenBank genome assembly.